Molecule: messenger RNA, 3468 nt
Organism: Corythoichthys intestinalis (scribbled pipefish)
Lineage: Eukaryota; Metazoa; Chordata; Actinopteri; Syngnathiformes; Syngnathidae
Product: radixin
Exons: 16
Coding region: 448-2175 (575 amino acids)
Biological process (GO): regulation of cell shape; positive regulation of protein localization to early endosome; positive regulation of early endosome to late endosome transport
Cellular component (GO): plasma membrane; apical part of cell; adherens junction
Molecular function (GO): actin binding; cell adhesion molecule binding
Source: RefSeq, a predicted model, not a curated record
GUGAGGACUGAAUCAACAAGUGUUUGUGACAUGACAUGAUUGGUUGCUGUGUUGACUGAAAUUGUGAGAACAGUCAGAUGGAUUCGAUUAAUGUGCUCAUUUAAACGUUUGAACGGGGAUGUCAGAGAAAUAUAGCUCUAACACCGGAAGCUGUGAAUGUGUUUUCCGGAAGGCUCGAGACUCUCAAAUCGCCUUAUGGUUGUUUAGACAUCAACGCUUUUCCAUGUCGGUUGGAAUUUGCUUGUCUAAACGCGAAAAACGUACAAAGACGGAAUUGUUGAAGAUUAUUUUUUACCGAUCAUAAUUUGCCCCCCAACCCCCAAAAGACGCCUGGUUCUGCUUCCACAUAAGAGACAUACUUUCCCCCGGUUCCGUGAGAAAGUUGUUGCUGUCAUCCUUCGACAGUUGUUAUCUUCUAGCUGUUUGGUUUAAGGAGAAGCUGCAACAAUGCCGAAACCGAUUAAUGUCCGUGUGACCACCAUGGAUGCUGAGCUGGAGUUUGCUAUUCAGCCAAACACCACUGGAAAGCAGCUUUUUGAUCAGGUGGUGAAAACGGUGGGGCUACGGGAGGUUUGGUUCUUUGGCCUCCAAUAUGUGGACAGUAAGGGCUACAUCACUUGGCUCAAACUUAAUAAAAAGGUGACCCAACAAGAUGUAAAGAAAGAGAACCCACUGCAGUUCAAGUUCCGAGCAAAGUUCUUCCCUGAAGAUGUUUCAGAAGAGCUCAUCCAGGACAUUACUCAGAAACUCUUCUUCCUACAGGUAAAAGAGGCCAUUUUGAACGAUGAGAACUAUUGUCCACCGGAAACAGCUGUGUUGCUCGCGUCAUACGCCGUCCAGUCUAAAUAUGGAGACUACAUCAUGGACGUCCACAAGUCUGGAUACCUCACACAUGACCGACUGCUACCUCAGAGAGUGCUGGAGCAGCACAAGCUGACCAAGGAGCAGUGGGAAGACAGAAUCCAGACUUGGCAUGAAGAACACAGAGGAAUGCUCAGAGAGGACUCCAUGAUGGAGUAUUUAAAAAUAGCCCAGGACUUGGAGAUGUACGGCGUCAACUACUUUGAGAUAAAAAACAAGAAGGGUACAGAGCUGUGGCUGGGUGUGGACGCACUCGGACUUAACAUCUACGAGCAUGAAGACAAGUUGACACCAAAGAUUGGCUUCCCCUGGAGCGAGAUUCGAAACAUCUCCUUUAGCGACAAGAAGUUUGUCAUCAAACCCAUUGACAAGAAAGCCCCUGACUUUGUGUUUUACGCUCCACGACUGCGCAUCAACAAGCGCAUAUUGGCGCUGUGUAUGGGCAACCACGAGCUGUAUAUGAGGAGAAGGAAACCUGACACCAUCGAGGUGCAGCAGAUGAAGGCUCAUGCUCGUGAAGAGAAACAUCACAAGCAGAUGGAGAGGGCACAGCUGGAGAGCGAGAAGAAGAAACGAGAGGCUGCAGAGAAAGAUAAGGAAAGGAUUGAGCGCGAAAAGGACGAGCUCAUGGAGAGGCUGAGACAAAUUGAAGAGCAGACCACCAGAGCCCAAAAAGAGCUUGAAGAGCAGACUCGCCGGGCCAUGGAGCUUGAGCAAGAGAGGAGGAAGGCGCGGGAGGAGGCGCUGAGGUUGGACAAGGAGAGACAGGCGGCCGAGGAGGCCAAAAACGACCUGGCCCAACAGGCGGCAGACCAACAGAAGAACCAGGAGCAAUUGGCCGCGGAGCUAGCUGAAUUCACAGCCAGGAUCGCUCUGCUGGAAGAAGCCAAGAAGAAGAAGGAAGACGAGGCCACGGAAUGGCAACACAAGGCUCUGUCAGCCCAGGAGGACCUGGAGAAGACCAAAGAAGAGCUGAAAACGGCCAUCAACGUGCCGCUGCACCCGCGUGAACACGACUACCAUGACGAGAACCACGCAGAGGCCAGCGCCGAGCUGUCCAACGAGGGCGUCAGCCACCUAGAUCUACGCAGCGAGGAGGCUCGCAUUACCGAAGCCCAGAAGAACGAGCGUGUCAAGAAACAGCUGCAGACUUUAAGUUCUGAGUUGGCCGAAGCCAGAGACGAAACUAAGAAGACUCCAAAUGACGUCCUGCACGCUGAGAACGUAAAGGCGGGCCGGGACAAGUACAAAACCCUGCGUCAGAUCCGGCAAGGCAAUACCAAGCAGCGCAUCGAUGAGUUCGAGUCCAUGUGAGGAGUAGAAACCCCAGCCCCCUGAUGUUCCCCUAAGCGCUCCCAUCAUGGCUUGCCCUCUCAAGGAUAACUGAUGCAGCUGCCCUAUAGUCCCCCUUCAACAAAAUGUUGACUUUUUGCUCUUGCCAGCCUGCCAAAAUUGUGCUCCUGUCGGGACAUCUACCCAAUGUGGGGAAAUGACACUGUCACACCAAAGAGGAACACACUGGGUUGCUUGCUGCCGAAACUCCGAAACAGUUACAGUUCUUUGAUCUCAUGUCUUCAGUUCAAUAGGCUAGUUCUGUUAUAAGCGCUACUUUUGUUUGGUAUUAUCGCUAACGCCUUGUUUUUAGUCCUCCGUCCCACACUUCCAAAGUGAAGCAACGUGUGGUCACGUCAUCGUAUUUCGUUUAAAAAUGUUCUGCAGUAUUUUGUUUCAUUUCAAACUGGAGUUGUCGUGGAGACUUGGUAGAUUACUUUUCCAAUUUUGUUGGGAAAAGACACACCCAGCCUGUUGCUUUCAGGUGUUUAUAGAUGAAUGUAGCAAAGACGACAAAGGGAAACUGUUGCACAAAUGAGCCUCCAGCUUGAAAGUGUUAGCAACACAAGCUAUUUGAUGGUUGCGUCACAGUGUUUUGUAAGCAGGCUCCCUAGGGUGGUUCACUCCAAAAAUAUGAUUGACUUUCAACUCAGCUUGACACAAGUAGGGAGAUUUCUACUUUAAUUUGCAAGAUUCACAAAGGUGCAUAUUUGUAUUUUAACCUUUGUGCUUACCUGUUACAAUGGGAGGAUUAAAGAAAUGCUCCCAGUUUGAUUUCCAGGGUUAACAUCCUCUGCAUAGACUAAGUGCUGUGCACAUUUAAAAUUAAUAUCAUUAACUUUUUAUUUUUCAAUGAACAAAACAAGAUUGUUGUAUUAACAUAAAGUGCAUAUUGGUUAUGUUAUACUUGACAGCUGGUGCAGGUUUUCAUUUUUAGUCGUUGGUGAUUUUAAAGCGCUUGCCUGCUCUUUUUGUUUAAAGUGUUUGCCAUAGCAGGAAGAAGAAAUAGUACAUGCUGCCUGACUAUUUUUGAGUUGCAUUCAUGAAGCCUGAACCUGCCAUUCAUUUCCAUUGGGAAGGGGGUGGGUGGGGGGGCACAUCUCAAGGUACUUGUUCUUUGGCCUGUUCUACCAAGCAAGCUUGUGUAUGAUGUUUUGGCACCAGCUGUCACAGUGUACUGCUAUUUUGUUCAUUUCAGAGUCUGUAUGUUAGGAUUGUUUGAUAUAUGGUUUGCAAACCUUUGGGUUUAAUCACCAAUAAAAUGUUUUAAAUUUA